Messenger RNA from Cyanistes caeruleus (blue tit), 6088 nucleotides. NCBI's taxonomy places the organism in Eukaryota, Metazoa, Chordata, Aves, Passeriformes, Paridae. The record is from RefSeq and is a predicted model, not a curated record.
CUCCCCUCGCUGCUUGCCGGGGCUGCCGAGCUCCCGUGGGGCUCCUCCCAGGGUUCUUGGGCCGCCUUGGUGAAAGCUGCCAAGCUGAGCCUGUUACUCGAGGGGUGUGAAGGAAACGGGGUGGGUGCUCCGGGGCAGCGCCAGCUCCGCUGCAUGUGACCCUGGAGUAAACCUGAACACAGCAUUGGUUCCUGGUGAUUGUUGUGUUACAAUUCGCCCGAAGGCUCAAGGUUGGGAGCAAGCCUGUGUGAUGCUUUCCCUGUCUUGAUGAAGCACAUGUGUUCUUGCAGCAAGGCCUCUGAUGUGGGAAAUUUUGGUCUGCAAAUCUUGUGGCAGGAGGUCUGAUGGGGCUAGGCAGACAAGACAGUCUAGACAAAUAUUUCUGUCAUUCCAGAUGAGGUUCCAGGUUAUUUUGUCUCUGCCCACCAUGUUGAACAGGUCAAUGGGCGCUGAGGUUUAGUGAGCUAACGGGAAAUGCUUGUUCAGUUUGGUGCACGUCUGAGCCAACACAUCUCUGGACUUUGACCCACAGGCUCAGGAUCACGUUGAUCUCAUUUCUGGCUGAGUAUGAGCUGCUCCUUCCAGCUCCAACCACAGCCUCUCACUUUUACUUUAUCUUUCAACAAAACAUAAUGCAGUCUUGCAGUCUUGACUGUGUGUCCAUGACAAGAGUAAUGUGCUCAAAAGGAGAGUCAACAAGUCCUUCUCACAUGUCCAGCUGCUUUGCCUGAGGAAGGAAAACCAUCAGCUGCCGUGCUGGCAUGUAGGCUGGGUGCUGUAGGAGGGGGUCUUUGGAAACCAGCCACAACUGACUACCAGGUGGGAGAAUUUCUGACUAACAGUUGGAUGAGAUUAGAAAAGAUUAAACUCCUUGCUGCAAAAAACAGGAAAUUGAAGUUUGAAGCUGUUAAAUGUAACUAGAGAAGCUUUAGGGAAGGGAAACCAAAUACUUCUGCUUUUCCUGCUCUUGCAAGAGGAGAGGAUGCUUAAUUUUUCUGACAAGUAUUCAAAACAAGUACUUACACUUGGUGCCCCAUUUUUUUCUGUGACAUUUUUCAAGCCAGCAGUGGCAAUUAACUGUAUUUAUACUGAUUCUUGGCAAGUUUUGAUUUACUGUCCCAAAGAGAGUCACAAAAAGAGACCAUUUCAUCAUCACUCUCCUGAUUUCAGGGUGUUGAUUUUUGUAAAAGCAUCUAAGUGAUUUUUAGACAAAUGCAGGUUUUAGUUUAAUCAUUUUACUCCUGUGGAAUAAUUAUGAAAUAGAGACAUUUGCAUGUCUUGUGUUAAGGAAGGCAAGAACCUCUUCAGUGAGCAGGACACUCCAUCUAGGAUAGAGUCUCUGCCUCUUGUGGAACCACAGAAUGGCUUGAGAGUUGGAAGGGACUUUAAAGAUCAUCCAAUUCCAAUCUGACCUAGAAUACUUCUGGUUUUUCUUUGUAAUGUUUGUAAUCAGCUGGUAAGAUCUACUUGAAGCUUCACACCUCUGAGAAUACUGAGGUGCUUUGGAAGCAGUUUUCACAUGUACAAACUCUCUUCUGUACCAUCAUUUCUGCCAGUACAGCUGCUUCUGGAGCCUUGUGGGAAAACGGCAAAAAAUGGGUAUUUUUAACCUAAGUCAGUUAAUUCUGUAGCUGGGCAGCUGGGGGAAGAAAGGACGUUGCUUGAUCAAAGUUUGCUAACAGUACUUUCAAAACCAGACAGGUGCAGGAGGAAUUCUGUGUGUUUUGAACUUUUUUCUGUAGAUUUUACUUCUAUUUAUGCUGCAUUUAAUCACUAGUUCCUGUAAAAGCAUUACACCUGUUCUUUAGAGCAUCUUCCCCCUUGAUGGCUUAAUCCAUCCAUGUCCCCAGUGGGGUGCUGGGCUUCCUGCUCACUCCAUGUCCUGGGUUCCUGCCAAGCUGCUCAGUCUCAUUCCCAAGUUCUACAGAAACCUCUCCAGGGAUGUGCAGUGAGUGCAACCUGUUGCCUUGUCUCAGCUCCCAGAGAGGUAUUUCUCUUACAAUUUCUGAUCUUUCAGGUAUUUCAUUUUUGUCGACUCUCAUCUUCUGGACUUGGAAACAGUGCCAUGGAGCUAUUUUGGUAACACCACAUUUAAGUUCUUGUUCCCUCCAUAUUUGCUUUUGCAAAGGCGAUGUAAAGGGAGCUGGAGCAGAGUGCAGGAUAUGAUAUAUUGCUUAAUUGCAUGCAUUUGUUUAAAAAGAGCCUCACAACCAAAUCUAUGUAUCAGAAUCUUUUGAGUUUCAAAGUAGUUUGGUGUUUGGAAUUACACACGGAGGCAUCUCUUCUCACACUUGCCCACAUUUUCCUGCCUUUCCAAUUAGCACCCUCAUGUUCACAUUGUUUGAAGAAGAUUGGCUUGGGUUUUUGUUCUUUAAAUUCUGAUAUAUGUCAAAGGUCUUUGGAGCUGGACAGCAAAAUAUUGUAUAUGCAGGAAAACAUGAAAAAAACUUAAACGACUACUAUGAAUUCUGAGAACUUAAUCCUUCUUUAGAAAAAAAUAAAAGGAUUUGAAAGUCUUGUUUUCUGUUUCACUACUUCCACUGGUACCACCUUGUAUAAUAUUUUCCAUAAACAGAUCUAUUUGCAUUUUAAUAAUAGAUUCUUUUUUCAAUCCUUCCCAGAAUGUCAGCUGCUAGUACAUUGCUCCACACUCUCAGUGAUUCUGAAGUUUCGCAACUUUCAUUACCUUCCAUCAUAAAGAUAUAGUUUGUUCUUAGGCCCAGGUUGUCCUUUGCAUUUGAGUUCUCCUCCUCCUCCUUUGUACUCUUCUUCACCCUGAUUCACAUAUUGCUGUGCAUCUGCUCAUCUUCAUCUGCCCUUCCCAUCAGACCCUGCUGGUUUCUCUUGCAGCAUGGACAGUCCCUUGGCCAUCCUACUCAUCUUCCUGUGCCAUUUUAGGCAGGGGUGGGUCACUAGAAUCAGAUGCUUUAUCUCAGCUGAGAGCCUGUGCUCUGCACUGUAAUGCUGAUACUUCUACAUCUCUCUAGGGAAUUUCCCAUGAUCUUAUUUUUCCCAUUUUUCAGAUUUACCAUGUUGAGAAUGUAUUAACAUCCAGAGAUCAGGCAGUUCAUCUGACUCUUCUACUGUGCUCCAUUACUGGAAAGGGCUGACUGGAAGUUCUUGUUAAUCACACCCAAGUGCAUAGCCAUGCAGUUUUGUAUGUCCAGACUUCAUCUGGUUUCUAAUAUAUCACUCUGGAUGCUUCUCCAGUUCCCACUCUAGUUCUCUGCAUUGACAGUUCCUUCUGGAGGUCUGUGUAGUUCAGAAGUGAUUUGGAUUCCUGUCAGAUGUGGGCUGAUACUUGGACAAACUGGAGUAAUUUUAACAGGUUUCCAAAAUGUCUCCUGUAUGAAGCACAAUUCUAUUUUAACUCCAACAAGAAAACCAAACAAAAUGUAGUUCUGCAGAUGCAGCUGACAGUAAUCUAAGUACCCUACUCAACCCACUAGCUGAUUUAGUUGUUUAAUUACUUGACAGCACAAAUGCUUGAGGAUCAUGGAGUGUUCAAGAUUUGAUUUUCUAUUAUAUUUCUUUUUUGUCUUGCAAAACUAUCACUGAUAGCUAAUUUACUGUGAUGGUAGUGCUCAGCUGCUUACGAAUGGAAAGGUGAUAGGGAGGAAAACAGAACAUGUAUUUUUGUAGAGACUGGCUGUCCUUCCCCAGUAAUCCACGUCUAAAGUCUGUGGCAGACCCUACUGAUGGUGCUCAUAUUGCCAGUUCCCGAUGGUGCUGUUAUGUACUGUGCAUUGGUCUUUCAAAAUAAAGAAAGGAGUCAGAAAAGUGUCCAAAUGUGUCUUUCAGCAGCAGAAGCAAUUCUCAAAGAAGUGUUUGUAUGCUUAUUAACUUCAGAGCUGACUUCUAGGGAAAGGGAUGGGAUUGCAGCCCAGGGUGUCUGUGGUGGCUUUGCUGAAAGAUGUGAGAACAUGCUCUGUGUACUGACCUGAAUCUCUGCCCACUAGGUAUGAGAGCACUGUGCAGGUUGGCAAACUGCAGGACCUCAUCAACCGGAGUAAGAUGGCCAGGUGUAGAGGACGCUUUGUUUGCCCAGUCAUUCUGUACAAGGGAAAGCUUGACUGAAGCCAUCAUGGACUGCAUCUGCUGACCUUUUUCUGCAGAAGUGAACUGCCCAGAGUUGUCUUGAGGCCAUCCAUAAUCUCAUCCAGAGGAAUGUGGAAAUAAGGCUCAAGCAAGGCAUUUACAGAACAUGUGUUGCUAACUUGGCAGGAACUGACUAUCUUAAUGCAUUGGAGAACUGGAAAUGGAAAUAUGAUUUAAAAAGCAGCUACAGAUAAAAGCACUUGGGAGUUUUCCUUGUUUAGAGAACUCAAUCCAGGGACCACGGUUGCAGGGCAGACAGCUGAGAGAUGAUAGCUCAUAUUUGCAGAUCAGCCACACUGGCCGGCUGGGGUGAGCUCUAUGGGCGCACUGGCUACAACUAUAUCUUCUCUGGAGGUUCUGAUGAUGCUUGGGCAGAUGCAGAAGACAUUUCCGAGGAAGACUCUGCAUUUAGAAAUGCAGAUUCCCAGCUGUUUGACAAGGUCAGAGGACACGACAUCAAGCUGCUUCGAUACCUGUCUGUCCGAUACAUCUGUGACCUGAUGGUGGAAAACAAGAAGGUGAAAUUUGGCUUGAAUGUGACGUCUUCUGAGAAGGUGGACAAAGCUCAACGUUACGCUGAUUUCACACUUCUCUCCAUCCCAUAUCCAGGCUGUGAAUUUUUUAAGGACUACAAAGACCGGGAUUAUACAGCUGAAGGUCUCAUAUUUAACUGGAAACAGGACUAUGUAGAUGCUCCAUUAAGUAUCCCAGUCUCUCUGACCCAAUCUCUGAAUAUUGAUUGGAGCGAGUACCAGAGCUGGGACCUUGUACAACAGACACAGAACUACCUGAAGCUACUGAUCUCCAUUAUCAAUAGUGAUGAUGACAGUGGGCUCCUGGUGCACUGUAUAUCCGGCUGGGAUCGAACGCCUCUCUUCAUCUCCUUAUUGCGCCUCUCCUUAUGGGCUGAUGGGCUGAUCCACACAUCCCUGGAGCCAGCUGAGAUUCUCUACCUGACAGUGGCCUAUGACUGGUUUCUCUUUGGGCACAUGUUAGUUGAUCGACUCAGUAAAGGAGAGGAGAUUUUCUUUUUCUGCUUCAAUUUUCUGAAGCACAUCACCUCUGAGGAGUUCUCUGCUCUGAAGUCACAGAGAAGGAAGAGUUUGCCACCUGGCUUCACCCUGGAAGAGAUCUGCAUGCUCAAGCAGAAAGACCGAGGCAGUACCACAAGCCUGAGCAGUGACUUUUCCCUGGGUAUGGAAAGUUCCCCUGGAGCAGCUGGGAGCUUUACCUAUGAAGCAGUGGAGCUGAUGCCAGCAGGAGCACAGGCUCAAGCAGCAUGGAGGAAGAGCUGUGCAUCGUCACCACAAGCCGUGCUCUGGAGCAGAGCACAGCAGUCUGAAGACAGGCUGCCUUCCACAGGGAUGGUUGAAGUCAAGUCCUCCAGCUCCUCCUCAUCAACCCAUUCUGAUAACUUCCUGAGGAUUGGAAGCAGCCCACUAGAAGUGCCCGGAUCCAGAUCGGCGGACCAUUCUCUGCCCGGAUCUUCCGUUUCCACAGACUUUGGCAGCUGGCAGAUGGUGACAGGGUGUGGCAGUAUUCGGGAGCAGGCAAUCCUGAGCGCAGACGCCUCUCUCCCUUGCAGCUUCCCGGAUGAGUUCUCUAGCACUUGCCUACUGGUGUCAGCGAGUGACCGUGAGUCCCGUCUGGAGGAAGUGCGUUCUGCCUUUCUGGCAAACUACAGCCGGACCAUCGGCCUAAAGGCCGUGCCCCCCAGCCCCUCAGGGGCCAUCGGUGGCCUCCUCGAGCAGUUCGUGCGGGGCGUGGGACUGAGAGGCAGCAGCACCCUCUGAUCACGGCGUUCCCAGACCUGGAAACGUUUCCACUGCCUGGAAAACGGGCUGGAGCAUCCCCCAGCAGUCCUGGGACCCUCUUCUUGGUGCGGGCACCUGCUGCACCCAGCGCCUGCCGCCAGCCCCCUCUGCCUGGGGCUGGGGGGUGCGGGGGUCUUCGGCGAGUCUCUGCAGUAAAUGACCCGAGCUGUGCCCUC